AUGUGCCUCUCGGAGUGUUUGUCCAAAACUGAUGCGGCGGCGACGACCCGACUCCGACACAGGAAUCGCCACAACUUGAAAACCUUUGAGUUAAUCAACUAUCAAACAACAAAAUACACACUGACUGAGCUUUGGCCGCAAACAGCAGCUGCUGGAGCUGCCAGAGAGGAAUCGGAGCAAAACGGCGAUUUGGCUGAAAGUUUUUUGAAAUUCGACGACGUCGACGAUAAAGAGAGAUCAGCGCAGUCGUUGCAGGAGGGCUCGUUCUGUCGACGCAGCUUUGACGGACGCAGCGGCUACUGUAUACUGGCUUAUCAGUGUUUGCAUGUGAUACGCGAAUAUCGCGUGCACGGCACUCGCAUUGAUAUUUGCACACACCGCAAUAACGUGCCCGUUAUCUGUUGCCCAUUAGCAGAUAAGCAUGUGCAGACGCAGCGGAUUAGUGCCAUUAAAUGCAAGGAGUACCAUAGCGAAGUAAAAGGUCUGCCGCUGGGCGAUGCGGCACGUCGGUUUUCCGGAAAACAGUGCGUGCCAAGCGUGCCUUUAAUAGUGGGUGGCCAGCCCACACGGCAUGCCCUGUAUCCACACAUGACGGCUUUGGGUUGGACACAGUCAGACGGCGACAUUAAGUGGGGCUGCGGCGGCUCUUUAGUCAGCGAUAUCUAUGUGCUCACUGCGGCACACUGUGCCACCUCGGGUAGCAAACCGCCGGAUAUGGUGCGCCUGGGCGCACAGCAGCUGAAUGUGACGAGCAGCUGGCAGCAGGACAUUAAGAUACUCAUUAUCAUCUUGCAUCCAAAGUAUCGUUCAUCCUCUUACUACCAUGACAUUGCCUUGCUGAAGCUCACCAAGCGUGCUCAGCUGUCGCAGCAUGUGAAUCCUGCCUGCCUCUGGCAAGUGCCUGAGCUGCAUAUCAAAAGCGUUGUAGCCACCGGCUGGGGACGCACUGAGUUUCUAGGCGCCAAAUCGCAUACGCUGCGCCAGGUGGAACUGGACAUGGUCAGUCAGCAGCGUUGCAAGCAAAUCUAUCGCAAAGAGCGACGCCUGCCCAGCGGCAUCGUUGACUCACAGUUCUGCGCGGGCUACUUGCCCGGCGGCAAGGACACUUGCCAAGGUGACUCCGGCGGUCCUUUGCAUGCAGUGCUGCCGGAAAACAAUUGUGUUGCCUUUGUCGUGGGCAUUACAUCUUUUGGGAAAUUCUGCGCCGCGCCCAAUGCUCCUGGUGUCUAUACAAAGCUCUACUCAUACUUGGACUGGGUGGAGAAGAUUGUGUUCAAAAAGCUUUAAGAAUAAAACA
Molecule: messenger RNA, 1297 nt
Organism: Drosophila busckii
Lineage: Eukaryota; Metazoa; Arthropoda; Insecta; Diptera; Drosophilidae
Gene: snk
Product: serine protease snake
Exons: 4
Coding region: 1-1287 (428 amino acids)
Biological process (GO): proteolysis
Molecular function (GO): serine-type endopeptidase activity
Source: RefSeq, a predicted model, not a curated record